Toxotes jaculatrix (banded archerfish) is the source of this 3744-nucleotide messenger RNA. It is a transcript of the gene flt3, whose product is annotated as fms related receptor tyrosine kinase 3. The transcript has 24 exons. Lineage: Eukaryota; Metazoa; Chordata; Actinopteri; Toxotidae. Gene Ontology annotation, biological process: cytokine-mediated signaling pathway; multicellular organism development; protein phosphorylation. The coding region runs from base 46 to 3084 and encodes 1012 amino acids. Gene Ontology annotation, molecular function: ATP binding; transmembrane receptor protein tyrosine kinase activity. Gene Ontology annotation, cellular component: signaling receptor complex. The record is from RefSeq and is a predicted model, not a curated record.
UUUGCCGUCAGAUGUGGUAAUGAGAAUGUGAUUCAGACAAAAAGAAUGAAAGCAUCAAUGCGGAGGCAGAGAAAUAUGAUAGCAGCUGUUCUCCUGCUGUGUGCUGUCGGGACUCUCUGCUCUGAUGCGGUGUCCGCACAGAACCAGACCUGUGUUCCCAGUCAGGAGGUGGUAUGUUUUGUGGCAGCUCAUUAUCUGAAUGCAUCUGAUCAGUACGUAAGCAUAGAUGUGCGUUUUGGUAAGAAACUCAUCAUCUCAAUGGAGGGUUUCAGCGCAGAUGAUGUCUGUCACUGGAUCAGAGGAAAAGACUCAGCAAUGACAGGGACUAGCAGUGACCCGAUGGUCAUACCAGUGCUUUCUGAGUCUGAUUCUGGAGAAUGUACAUUGAGAUGUGAAACGAGCAACGGGACCAGGUCCUCAGUGACUGUGUUUGUUCAUGUCCCAAAUGAGCGUCCCGCUAAACCACAGCUGACGCUGACAGAUGUAAACAGGCCUUAUAGGUCCCCCAAUUUCAAAUGCACCUCUAAGGGCUUCCCAAAGCCCAUAAUUAAAUGGACAGGAAACAAAGAUGGGGGCACAAUAUCAAGUUCCAGAUAUCCUGAUAGAGGAGUGAUGUGCUGCGCUACUAAUGCUGAAGGACAAGAAUGCUCCCAGCUGUAUGACUAUGAUCUAGAGAGUGAGUCAGUGGCAAAGGAUGAGGUUUCUAAUGUGACUGUGAAACCUGGUCAGCCUUUACUGCUUCGCUCCCGAAUCACAGUCUCCAAACUGUCUCCGUCACCUGUGUGGGAGAAAGACGGCAAAACAUUGGCUGCCACCUCACUAGUGUGCUCUUCUAAACCUGAGGAGAGGAUCUGCAUUAAAAAUGACUCACAUGACCAAAGUUGGAUGGCCUACCUGUUCAUCAAAUCAGUUAGUGUGGAGGACAGUGGAACAUAUACCUGCAGGAGUCCAAAAAACAAAACUAAGUCUGUCUACAUUCAGGUCCAGGCCGAAGGUUUCCUCUCUGUCCAGUUGGAUAAGAGCAAGAUUUUACCAGCUCAGGAUGCACCCACAUCCUGUUUGCAGGCCAGUGUUUCCUACCAUCCUGUGCUACAGCACUGUUACUGGGAGACUCCUGAUGGAAAUAAUACUAAAUGCAUAAGGGAGGAGUGGGUAACAAAACACAGGACUGUGAAGCUAUGUGUUCCACUCAAAUCAGGAGAUUACAAGUUACAUUUGGAGGCUGGAGGACGAAAAGAAACAAAAACUAUAUCAGUGUGUGUUGCUGACACACCAAAGUUCUUUUUCAUGGGUAACCCAUUUAAUGAUACCCUCACCUUUGAGGCUGUGAGUCCUGUACCAGCAAAUUAUACCUGGAUGUCUUGUUCUUUACCCAAUGACAGCUGUGAAACAGAUUCUUCCUGGAAAGAGAUCCCAGACACCUUUCAAACAGACACAGAUGUCUCCUGCAACAAAACAAUCAAGAGUUUACUGAGAGGAAACCAAGUGGAGGGACACCAUUUAAAGUUUUGCCUUGCAAACUCACUAGGCUCCUGGUGUCACCAAGUAUACCACCAAGCUUCAUACGAGUUCUCCAGAGGUCUUCCAAAUACUGACAACAACAUCCCCAUGCUGCUGAAAGUAGGCUGUUUUGUCUUGAUUCUGGCUUUGGCAGUAGUCAGUCUGGUGCUCGUGCACUUUGUCAAAAAGAAGAAACCCCAGUAUCAGCCCCAGCUUCAGAUGAUCCAGAUGGUUGGACCCAAUGACAAUGAUUACAUCUACAUCAACUUCAAGGACUUUGAAUACGACCGGAAAUGGGAGUUUCCCAGGGAGAACCUGGAACUGGGUACAGAACUUGGCUCUGGGGCUUUUGGCAUGGUGGUUCAAGCUACAGCCUAUGGCAUCAACAAGCCUGGAGUCUCCCAGCAGGUGGCUGUCAAAAUGCUUAAAGAGAAGCACCAGACGAUGGAGAAGGAGGCGCUGAUGUCAGAGCUCAAGAUGCUGACUCACAUCGGUCACCACACCAACAUUGUUAACCUGCUUGGUGCAUGCACAGACACAGGACCUAUAUACCUGAUUUUCCAGUACUGCUGUUAUGGAGACAUGCUGAACUACCUAAAAAACAACAGUGAGCGCUACCACAAGUCUGUGACCGAUGCUUUCAGCAAGGACCGUUUCAGCAGCAUUUACCACAACCUGCAGCCUCUGAAAAGCUCCAGUGAGCCAAAAACCAUAGUGGACGAUUAUGUGCCCAUGCAUUGCGCUACCACCAUGGGGCAGGAGGACAUCGCCCUCCUCACCCUCAGCUCCAUAGAUAUGGACAACUAUGAAGAGAUCUAUGACAACCUAGAUGAUCAGACUGAGGACCUGCAAGCCCUGACCUUUGAUGACCUGCUGAGUUUUGCUUUCCAAGUGGCCAAGGGCAUGGAGUUCCUCUCCUCCAAGAAUUGCAUCCACCGAGACCUUGCAGCUCGAAACGUGUUGGUGACAAAGGGCAGACUGGUGAAAAUCGGUGACUUUGGGCUGGCCCGGGACAUCGACAACGACAGCAACUACGUUGUGAGAGGAAAUGUGCGUUUACCAGUAAAGUGGAUGGCACCGGAGAGCAUCUUUCAGGGGAUGUACACCAUGAAGAGUGACGUCUGGGCUUACGGCAUUCUGCUCUGGGAGAUCUUCUCACUUGGUGUCACUCCCUAUCCCGGAGUGAAGGUGGAUCAUGCAUUCUAUUCAAUGAUUGAGAGAGGAUUUAAGAUGGAGUGUCCAUACUACGCCAACGAGUCUGUGUAUGGGAUGAUGUGUAAGUGUUGGGCUCUGGAUCCCUGCAAUCGCCCUUCUUUCUCCAAACUGGUGUCCUUCAUGUGUGAACAGCUGGCAGACAGAGAGGAGAAGCUCUACCACAACAUGCUUGACCAGACCUCCAGCGACUACCAAAAUGCAGCAGCCAUUUUGGACAGUUCUGCCUUGACAAAACAGGACGAGAACAAGACGCAGUCAGGCAACGACUACUGUCAAGCCCAUGCAACUGAAGAAAGCAAAGCAGAAAUGUGUGACUCGGAUACUGUGGCGGCUGAUGAGAAACUUCUGAAGCCAGCUGAUCCAGAGUGAUCACCUAUCACUGAAAGCAUUGUUGAUGUGCAAACCAUUUUAUCUGUAAAUGAAACAUUUAUGCAGCAUUAGGAUUUACAGGAGAAUGUGCUUGUUUUAUUUUAUUUUUUUAAAUGCAGGCAUUUAACAUAAUAAAACAUGUAGCAUGUAUUUAAUAUACUUAAUGUGAUGUUAUAAGUAAUAUAACAUGAUUUUUCAUUAUGCAUUAAUCUCCAAUUUCAGCAAAAUACUAUGAUCAUGUGGCCUGGAUGUAAAUACAAUAUUUUUGUAUUCUGUCAUUUUUCAUUGUGCCACUGAAAAUGAAAAACGGGUUUCAUAGAAGGAGCCCAAAUAUUCUCAGGACUAUUGUAAAGACAUAAGCUGUGAGCUGUGAGUUGUUUAUCUGCAUUAGGUUUAUUCACUGGUGCAACUGGCCAUUUUUUGGUUUUAGAUUGUAUCAUAUAUUACAUUGGUACCAUGUGGCAAUAUAAGCAUUUCCCUUAAAAUAUUGUGUAUCAUCAGCAGUUCAGAGCGGUUUAAACACAGUUUUGGUACUUUAUGUUUUUUUAACCAAGCUUUCUAUAUUUUUCUGUAUUCUUUAACAGUGUAAUGAGAAGUUUAAGCAUUAUAUACCUGAAAUAAAAUAUACUUUUAUUAAAUAAAACACUGGUGGACCCUAUA